AUGCUGUUGGAGGAGAAGAUGGCGCUGCCCGUGUUAAGAGGUUGCUACUGUAGCAGGCCGCCUUCAGUACUGAGUCGUUUCUUGAAACCUGUGCAGCCCCAGUCCAACAAGACUACUCGCCUGGUUCCAACUUUGUCCGUUGGUGUUGUGUCCACAGUCCGACCUUACAGCUCUGAUCGAGGUGGAGGUAAACAAAACCAGAAAGUGGUUGUGGUUGGCAUCCCCAACCCUUUCAUAUGGUUCCGAACCCGAAUAUACUACUUUUUGAUUCGGGUCUAUUUUGACAAGGAAUUCAAAAUCGAAGAAUUCACAGAGGGAUCGAAACAGGUACGCUACAAUCCGUGGAAUGAGUGCUCUAGCUAGUGGAAGCUAGUUAGACCAGAAAUACUUCAUUUCUUAAAGUAAGCCUGGCUAGACACAUCCCAUCUAGCCAAGAGAAACAACGUGGGCGUUACUUACUGCAAGCCAAGUUUUGUGCACAAUCCAGUUCUUGUUAAAUUUUGUGACUGUUUCCCCUUCUAAUCAUGAACAGUUAAACGUUUCCUUAGUGCAUCUUACGUAAUUCUUACGUUGUGUUAUAGCUCAAAUAUCAUGUUGUUGCAGGCAUUCUCCCAUGUUUCAAGACUGUUGUCGGGGAGUCAAUUUGAGUCUCUUGAAGGUCUGGUUGCUAAAGACGUGAGUAUUCUUAGACAUUUUUUCACAAAUCAUUUCAGUGUAGCAUUGACAGGGGAGCUGCUAGUGGGUUGGGGGUGGCAGCUAGCCCUAGCAGUUUAGAACAUUGUAACCGAAAGUUUGCUGGUUCAAAUCCUCGAGCCGACUAGGUGAAAAUUAUGUUGAUGUGCCCUUGAGCAAGACACUUAACCCUAAUUGCUUCUGUAAGUCGCUCUGGAUAAGAGCGUCUGCUAAAUUAGGGGUUCCCAAACUUUUUCACUCAGGCCCCCCUUCCAGCAUUGGGGAACAUCCCGCGCCCCCCACGUCUAUUUGUAUGGGCACAACCACUGUUCAUGACACAAACUGUUCACACCCCUCUUGUUAGUUUUUUUUUGUUGCAGUUUUAAAGCGAAUUUUCUUGCAAUUCUAUACAUUUUGCCAUGUCUAAUGUGUAUUUAUGUGAUAUAUGAGUGACUCAAACAUUACAACAUAUUCUAUGGGCUAAAAAACCUAGCUAAAAAAUGUUAGCUGACAUGAGCUAGUUGAUCUAGACAUUUCUGGCAAGUUAUAAAUGGCUCUUUAAGGCAGGGUUUCCAACAUUCGGUCCUGCCCCCCCACCCCACCCCACCCCACCCCACCCCACCCACCGGGUGCACAAGCUGAUUCAUAUAAUCAAAGCUUGAUGAUGAGUUGGUUAUUUAAAUCAGCUAUGUAGUGCUAGAGCAAAAAUCUAAAUGUGCACCCAGGAGGGGCCCAAGGACCGAGUUUGGGAAACCCUGCUCUAAGGUGUACAAUGACUGACAUGACGAGAGGAAAAUUGAUGAUGCACUACCCAAUGCUAACCCCCCCCCCUACUGUGCUAAAUGACAAAAAUAUCAAUGUCAACCGCAUUAUCUGCAGGCAUUAGGCCCUUUCUCAUAUUUCCUCUCUCCAUUUUCUCCCUCACAGCUGAUUGCAAAACUGGAAGAGAAAUGUGCUCUGCUCCCUCCCAGCCACCUACAAGCGCUUUCUGCAGAUCUGGAAGACGUGAUGUACACAACACCAGGGGAUGUUGGCAUCUAUUAUGAUGAUGAAGGUAAGAGCCAGGUUAUGUCUACACAGCAAAAAACAACAACACACUAAACCACAUACUCCUUUACCAUGACUGAUCAUUUCUGAUGUCAACAGUCAGUAAUAUGUUCUAACUAAAUGUGGGUGGAUUCCAAUAAAAUGAUGUAUUUCCUUCUGUAUUGACUUUGAUUGCAUAUCUGUAAGGCUUGAAUAAGUGAUUGGAUUAGUAGGCACUGUGCCAUUUCAUUUCAGAUUGGCAAAUGGGAGCUCACCAAGGGAAGGGAAUGAGUUAUCACAGUAGUCUCAUUCACCAGAGCCUGUAUGCCUGGUGUGCAAUACAUUAAUUUGCCAUAAGCACUGAAUGACCUGGCAUAGGUGUUUUUAGGGCUGGCACUAUUACUGUAUAACCGUGUAACUGACAUUUAUGGAUGAAGACUGUCAUGGAAAUAAAAUAACCGUAAAAAAAAAAAAAAUGGAACGAACAGCUGAUCGAAGACAGCCAGCAUUCGUGCGGUUGAGUCUGUUUCUGCGGUAAUGUACUAUUUACAACAUGAUGAAACUUUGUUACUCCUUGCUGAAACAAGCAACGCCCCCCUCCCUGCAGCAGCACACAUAGCAAUAGAAUGGAUACUAAACUAGUUAAAUGUCUUACCUGUUAUUUAAAUGUUUUCCACACACAUAUAGCUACUGUACGUGUAGCCUACUUGGACUCCGGGACCCCACAAUUUCCCACUCUCCCAUGCUGAAUAGCCUGAAGCCACAGGGCUCUCUUGCAGGCCCUAUUUCCCUAAGUGGGAGCAUUGCAAACCAUAGGUCGGAAUUUUGACCUGGUUAUUGAACAACACAGUAGCUUUUCGGCAUGUUUUGUUAUUUCUGUAUAACAAAAAACACUGGGGAUCAAUGGGAAAUACAUUUUGUUUUCUCCCAUUUGUGGGCGUGGUUGAAGGGAAUUUGUUAUUAUUACGUGAAUAUCGACAGAGUAUUGCUGCCUGGUAUUGUUAUGCAAUAAUUUCCAUGGUAAUGUAAAUGUUAAUUCAAAUUAAGUUAACAUGGCUCAUGCAAUGGAAUGUAUUUUUUGUAAGGUCAGUUGAGUUGAAUCAACAAAUCACAGCGCAUAUUGAUGGGUACAAGGUAGUGGGUUCAAUCCCCGGGACCACCCAUACACAAAAAUGUAUGCACGCAUGACUGUAAGUCGCUUUGGAUAAAAGUGUCUGCUAAAUGGCAUAUUAUUAUUAUUAUUAUUAUUAUUACCUAGCUUUUACUUCCUGCUUUGCUCCUAUGGGAACACUUGCAAUAGCCGCCAGUUCACCCAUUAUGCCAUCAUUGACUUGAAUGAGGACGCCCGUUCUAUUCAUUCUAUUUCUAUUGCCGCACAUGCAGUAAGGAAAGGAGGAGAGGAGAAAAUGAGCGUAUACAUUUUUUAUAAGCUAUUCAAACAGUUAUAACAGUGACCGCUUUCAUUUGGCUGACCAAUAACCGUCAUCCAAAAUGUCAUGACUGUCACAGCCCUACUGUAGGCAUUUUGUUGUUGUUCCAAGAACAUUUCUCUCUAUUCUUUCAGGGCGGAAGUUUGUCAGUAUUCUGAUGCGGUAUUGGUAUCUAACAAGUGCCCGGUUGCCUGAGGAAUCAUUGGAGGGAACACGCAUCUUUCAGGUGGCCAUAGGUGGUGAGGGUGCGCCGGAGACUAAGAGACUGCUCACAGCCAACUAUGAGUGAGUUUUUUGUUGUUGUUGUUAAAGUACAAUGUGUCACAGUUGAUUUAAUGGUCUGCAGUUGGAAGUGGCUGUGAUAAAGCAAUUCAUACUAAGUAUCUCUCUGACAAAUAGAAAGCACUAAGUCUGCAAACAGUCUCUCUGGGAUGAGCCCACUCUUAGAUCCUAAAUCUGUUUCCAAGGAACAACUACCUGUAGUAACCUCAUUUGCAUGACUGUCAAAUGUCUCACGUGCUUAAUGUUUAGACUUCCUGUUUAACAACCCUUUUAUCCAUCAUGGCUGUUUGCAGAUUCCAAAGGGAGUUUACUAAGGGUGUGCCACCGGACUGGACCAUCACCAGGAUAGAGCACUCCAAGCUGCUGGAUUAA
This is a messenger RNA of Coregonus sp. 'balchen', 3782 nucleotides long. NCBI's taxonomy places the organism in Eukaryota, Metazoa, Chordata, Actinopteri, Salmoniformes, Salmonidae. The record is from the annotation of a GenBank genome assembly.